UGGCGGGGCGGGGCGCGGCUCGGCGGGCAUGGCCCGCGCCCUGCUGCUGCUGCUGCUGCCCCUGCUGAUGGCGGGUACCUGGGUGGGACCGCGGCCGCCGGCGGCCCGGAGCCAGGAGGCGCCACAGACCCCAGAUUGGAGGAUGACGCUGAAAACCAUCCGGAACGGCGUGCACAAGAUCGACGUGUACCUCAACGCGGCGCUCGACCUCCUGGGCGGCGAGGACGGCCUCUGCCAGUACAAAUGCAGCGACGGAUCCAAGCCCUUCCCUCGCUAUGGAUAUAAGCCUUCACCACCAAGUGGUUGUGGAUCACCUCUAUUUGGAGUUCAUUUUGACAUCGGUAUCCCUCUGAUGACAAAGUGCUGCAAUCACCACGAUAGAUGUUAUGACACUUGUGGCAAUAAAAAAAAUGACUGUGAUGAGCAAUUUCAGACCUGCCUCUCCAAAAUCUGCAGAGAUGUGCAGAAAACACUUGGAAUAUCAGAGAACGUACAGGCUUGUGAAUCAAUUGUUCAGCUCUUGUUUGAUGCAGUUAUACACUUAGGAUGUAAGCCGUACCUUGACAGCCAGAGAGCUUCAUGUAUGUGUCGCUAUGAGGAGAAGACAGAUCUCUGAAAGGCAUGGAUGUCCUGCAGUUUGCAAUGAAGUAAAACAACUGGAAUGAAGCAAAUAUUUACAUUUCUCAUGCUUGACACAGAUGGUUGUUGUUUUUUUUACAAAAAGAGACUAUCACGAAGUCAUCUAUAAAGGAGAAGGACCAAUGCAUGAAGGGUAUGCACGUGAAGACCACAUUCAGCCCCAUCACCCAGGAGAUCUCGAUUAAGGGGUAGGCUGGCUUACCAAAGACCAGAUCAGAGUCAAGCCAUCAGCCAGAUGGAAGUUGCCACUGUAUUCCAGGCCCACCUUGAAGCUCAUCUCUUUGGGACAGCUGUCCUCGUUGCAGACUACUGGCCAGAUGAGUCUGAUGGCUUUGAAGAUGGGCAGGAUAUUGCUCAGAUGUCCCUGAAGCUGAGCUACUCUAGCACCUUUCCUGUCAACUUGGUCUGGAGCAGCUUCUCAGACUCUGCCCUAAUCUUAUUCAUCACCAAGUUCCUGACUAGGGCCAUGUCCCUAAGCUCUGUGAAGAGAAAGAGGAAAGUGGCAUUGAGGAGGUGGCACAUCUUAUUGCUGGAGGUGGGAUCCAGAUGGGGUUCUGGCUGCUGUGGUAGCAUAGUGCUGGGCUCCAGGUGGGAGCUGAGGCAGCUAGCACUGAUGCCAGAUCUGGCUCUGGGGCUGUCUAGCUGCCUGGGGUAUACGAGGCCACCUUCAGCUUUGGCCACUCUGAGAGGCUCCAGCAUCUUCCUGUAGAGGAAGCAGGAGCGUGAAGAAGCAGUUGGCCAGUACCAAGAACAAGACGUCAUACACCAGCAGCAUCAUUGCCUCAAGUGCACCAACCUUCACAGCAUAACCUUGAGAGGUGCCCCUGCUUGAGGGGAGGUCCCAUCCCUGCAUCCCAGUGCCAUGUAGGAGAGCUUGAGAAGCUGUUUGUGCUGCUCUCCAGUUAUGGGGUAAGAUGAAUGACUCAUACUUUGUUUUUAGGCGCAUGCUCAGUUGGCACUCAGCUGUUGAACCUGAUGUUGUAUUAAACCAGGUGUCUUCGAUACAUUCUUUCAGCCUCCACGCUUGAGACAAAUUUGUGAUUGUUAAGCUGCCUUAGAGAGUGUUACCAGUACUGUUCCUCACUGUCUUCCUAUGCAAGGCCUUAUGUGCAAGGCUAGGCUGAAGGAGGAAGCUGAGAGAAAGAAAGAAGGGGUGGAAGGAGCACGCCAUCACAUGAGUACCAUCCCUGCAGUGGCAGUAGGGGGUCUGGAGGUUUUCAGGUUAUGUGUAAAUGCGACACUUAGGGAUAUGGUUUUGUGGGCAAGGUGGUGAUGGUUGGACCAGACGAUCUUGGAUGUCUUUUCCAACCUUAAUGACUUAGAUUAAACACUAAGAUGAAUGUGUUGGUUAGAAAGUCACUACGCUAUUCUGCCUCGUGUUUAAAAAAUAAAGUGUUAAGUCUUCCUUAUCUUCUUUAUACUACAAGCUUGGAAACUGAUUCUAGACUCCUUUGGUGUAUGUACAUUUGGGGUAUGCUGUUGUAAAAUACAAAUGCUAUUUUCAAUUAAAAUAAAGGAAACAGCAUAGUGGGGAAGUCAGAGGUGCAGAAGAGAGUUGAAUCUCAGUUUAUUUUUAAUAUAGGCCAAGUGUUAGGUUUGCAAGCAGCUGAUGUAUCUGAUAGGUAAGAAUAGGAAGAAGAGUUCUAUGGAGUUAAAAUGGCACCUUGAAUGGCCUUUCACUUUGAAUUAGGUACCUUUAGAUCUCUCUGAUGUACUUCGUCCUGUGGGUUUGUUUUAAAACAAAGAAAACCGCCCUAAGCAAGGCGUAUAUCUGUGCUACAUAGUUCUACCUGACCCAACCUUACUUCCUUGGCUCUCUUCAGAUCAGUAUGUCAAUCCUUUUAAGGACUGACUCCUAAAGAGAACAGUUGGUGACCUGAGAAUAUAGUUUUGAUCUGACAAAAUGCUGGAACGUGGUUGUAAUGUUACAGAAGUUCAGAAAGGAUUCAAGUGUUUAUUUUUCAGAUAAAACAUUGUGUUGUGUAUUAUAUGUGUAGAAAAAGAAUAUAUUGUUCACAGAGGUUGAUUUAUAUUUGUCUCAUGGCACCACUUAGUUACUGUAUUCAUCACUACUUUCAUUUAGUCUGUUCUGACUGAAAACUGGAAGAUUCCACCAGUUGGUUCUGAGUGCCCAAAAACCUUAUUUAAAAUGCCCACUGUGAUGCUGACAGAAAUUUGAGCCUUUAUUUCUGUCACCUUUUCCCAUGACCUCUGUGAGGCUGACAGAUAUCUGAGCCUUUAUUUCUGUCAUCUCUUCCAUGACCUCUCUAGCUGAAAUCAUCAUCAUGUCUGAAUUAUUUGGGGUUUGCCCUCUGUACUCAUCUUCUGUUGCUCACCUCCAGUUGUCAGACCUCAGUUAACUUUUACGUUUAGUCCCAUCCUGCUGUCCUCAUUUGCCUUAGAAAUCCACAGAAUGUGACUGAAAAUCAAAAUACUACAUCCAUGAACAGGGAGAAUAAACUAUGCAGAAAGCCUAAAGUUCACUUAA
Coturnix japonica (Japanese quail) is the source of this 3127-nucleotide messenger RNA. RefSeq names its product phospholipase A2 group XIIA (gene PLA2G12A). Gene Ontology annotation, cellular component: extracellular region. The record is from RefSeq and is a predicted model, not a curated record. Gene Ontology annotation, molecular function: calcium ion binding; A2-type glycerophospholipase activity. Lineage: Eukaryota; Metazoa; Chordata; Aves; Galliformes; Phasianidae. Gene Ontology annotation, biological process: phospholipid metabolic process; arachidonate secretion; lipid catabolic process.